Molecule: messenger RNA, 429 nt
Organism: Cyphellophora europaea CBS 101466
Lineage: Eukaryota; Fungi; Ascomycota; Eurotiomycetes; Chaetothyriales; Cyphellophoraceae
Exons: 2
Coding region: 1-429 (142 amino acids)
Biological process (GO): proteasome assembly
Source: RefSeq, a predicted model, not a curated record
AUGGCCAUUUUGCCAACCUACAGGCCGGUGGAGCUAUCAUUCCCGGUACCACGGCAUCUACACCUCACACUGCAAGCACACCUCACCUUCCUCGGAAACUGCUCUAUGAUCCACCUGACGACCAGCACCAUCGGAGAAGGCUCGUCCACACACCCACCGUUAGGCAGCUUUGUCUACGCCAUGCCCGAUAGACUUGACGCCCAAAAUGCCAUCAGCACCGCCCUCUCCACUGAAGGAUCAAGUAUAGACUACGCCACUCGUCUAUCUAAGAUUCUCGCCCGGCGUUUCAAUCACCCUGUCUAUGUGGGAUGUAGCAUGAGCUUCGCCGGCUUAACAGCCGAAGAGGAAAUGGAAGGGAUCGCUGCAGUUGUUGGCAAGAUCCUAGAGGCUGCCGAUAAGAACAAGGUAGAGACUAGCAAGGCGUCUUGA